UUCAGAGCAAACACCAUGAGUAUCUCAGCUCUCGGAGGAAGCAGCAAAGGGAAGCCUCUCCCACCGGGCGAGGAGGAACGCAAUAAUGUCCUCAAGCAGAUGAAGGUUCGGACCACGCUGAAGGGGGACAAGAGCUGGAUCACCAAGCAGGAUGAAUCAGAGAGCCACACCCUUGAGCUGCCCUCAGGCCGGAGUCGUGCCAUAUCUUUUUCUUCAGCUGGGGAGGUCCCGAAGGCCAGGCCCCCGAGCACGAGGGCUCCCACUGGCUAUAUCAUCCGGGGCGUGUUCACCAAGCCUGUAGACAGCUCGUCUCAGCCCCAGCAGCACUUCCCCAAGGCCAACGGAGCUCCAAAAAGCGCUGCCGGUCCGGGGAAAGCAGCUCCUGCUGGGCCUCCCCGCCCCUCCUCCUCUGGCUACAGGAUGACCACAGAGGAUUACAAGAAGCUGGCACCCUACAACGUCAGGCGCAGCUCAGCGUCAGGGGCUGCUGAAGAGGAGGAGGUGCCCUUCUCUUCUGAUGAGCAGAAACGGAGGUCAGAGGCUGCCAGCAGUGUGGUGAGGAAGACAGCUCCCCGGGAGCACUCCUACGUCCUGUCGGCGGCCAAGAAGAGUGCCAGCAGCCUUGCCCAGGAGACACCGGCCCCGUUCAUCGCAAAGAGGGUUGAGGUGGUGGAUGAGGACGGGCCUUCCAAGAAAAGCCAGGACCCACCUGCUCUGGCACGAUCCCCUCCCGGCUCGAGCAGUGCGGACGGGGGCAGAGCCAAACUGUCUUGGGCGAUUUGGAUGGAGUGCACGCCCAGCCUGCCUAGCCCCACUGGGACUCGGGAGCCCAGUGCAAGAGGCGAGGAGACUGCCCGCCUGCGGAUCACGACACCCGGGGCGGGACUCCGCCUGGUGGCCCCAGACCUGGAAGAAACGAGGUCUUCCCCAGGCUCCAAAGACAACGAAGCCCCCAACCCCAGAGAGCCCAAGAGAGACUUGACUGGUGAAAGGGCCUUCAAGGGCCUUGAUGCAGACUCUGAAAGAUCAAGUGCACAGUCAAGUGACGGCAACGUGGGAUCCGGAGCCACGGGCUCCACACCUGAAGGCUUGGCUGGAGCAGACAUCAGCUCUGGGAGAGGAGGGCUGUGCUCACCUGCUGUCUUUACCCCUCUCCUGGAUGAUCAGGAGGUGCCCAGUGCCAACUCACAGCCUCAUAAGCCUGGACCAGCAGCCACCAGCUCUGGUGCCACUUCUGCCUCUGCUGUCCUGGCUGACAGGAAGAGCAACAGCCCAGCACACCUGGAGGACAGGGAGACGGACCCAAAGGGCACCUUGGCUGAUUUUGAGGACGGGAAUGUGGUCACCAAGGUGGGAGACUCCUGGCAGGGGAGGCCUGGAGCCCAGCAAGAUGACCGGGGAGACCCAGCUGCACCCACCCAGAAGCCGGCAGACCCCAGCAGCCCCGAGCAGCAGAGCAGCCCCAGAAAUCCUGAGCAGCACCUGGAAGUGGACAGCCAGGCCAGCAGGAUGAGGAACCCCUCAAGCUGUACGGUCACUGUUGCUGUCACUGCCACCUCUGAGCAGCCUCAUGUUUAUGUGCCAGCCUCCCCGAGUGAAUUGGAGUCUAACUCAACCAGCAAAGGGAUUCUCUUUAUGAAGGAGUACGUGAAUGCUGGUGAGGUAUCUUCCGGGAAGCCACUGUCUUCAUUCUACAGCAGCGUCGGCAGCACUGAGGACUCAGGCCACAUGGAGAAGAAACUCCCACGUGACAGCACUCCAUACUCUGAGAGAACAAGUGGAGGGAUCUGUACUUACUGCAACCAGGAGAUCGGAGACUGUCCGAAGAUUACCUUAGAACAUCUUGGCCUUUGCUGCCAUGACUAUUGCUUUAAGUGUGGGAUUUGCAGUAAACCGAUGGGUGAGCUUCUGGAUCAGAUCUUCAUUCACCGUGACACCAUCCACUGUGGGAAAUGCUAUGAGAAGCUCUUCUAGCUCCUCCAGGCUAACAAGAAGCUGAUAACUCCUGGACAAGUUUGACUGUCCCCACUUGCCCCAAGUUGCUGACUCUUCUUCCCUCACUUCCUCUCGCC
This is a messenger RNA of Eubalaena glacialis (North Atlantic right whale), 2072 nucleotides long. It is a transcript of the gene ZNF185, whose product is annotated as zinc finger protein 185 with LIM domain. NCBI's taxonomy places the organism in Eukaryota, Metazoa, Chordata, Mammalia, Artiodactyla, Balaenidae. The record is from RefSeq and is a predicted model, not a curated record. The transcript has 23 exons. The coding region runs from base 16 to 1974 and encodes 652 amino acids.